AUGGCCGCCAUGAUCUCCCCUUUGCCGCCAAGGCUCGCAUACGCCUACCGGUAUCGCAGGAUGAAGCUAACCCCAGCCCCCGUCGACCUCCCCCCGCCUCCGCCCGGAGCCGACCCGCGUGAGCCUGAGCCAUCGUUCAGGCGCACGUCGCGCACGCCGCAGCGCGGUGCUGGUGCCCGCUCGCCGUUGUCUUCUCGUGCGUCAUCGCCCUGUCGUCCGCAGCGGGGAGAUAGCACCAGCCCUCCUCCACUCGUCGCGCCGACGGCCCGCAGCGCAUCGGCCGGUACAACUCUGAGCGUGCACGCGCCGGCGUCGCCCCUGAAGAACUCAUCGAGUUCGCACGCCCUUGGCCACGGAUACCCGCACGCUCUGCACCACCCGCAUGCCGGACACCCUCACCUGAGCCGCCCCGGCUCGCCGGCGAGUAUCCACUCGAGCGGCUCUGCAAUCUUUGAGCGCGACAUUGAGCUCCCCCUCGGCUCUCAGACGCUGAGCUCGAAGGCGUCGCGGAUAUUCCACCCGCACGGCUCGCAGCUCGAGCAGUCUGUUCCCGCCGUGCUCGACGAUGCGGUCGAGGCGCUCACGAAUGCGCCGGGCGAGAUCAACCUGAACGCGUUCGAGAUUGAGGCGCCGAGCGUCUCGAGCCACAUGCUCGGUUCUCGCUCGCCCUCUGCGCAGCUGUCGCCUCAGACCCGUUCGCGCGUUAUGAGCAUGGAGCGUCCGCGUGCCUCCCGCUCUCCGAGCCCGGAACGCAACAACCCGCUCUUAAACUCGCCCCCGAUCCUCGCCGCUCUCUCGACGCAGCUCCAGAACGUUGGCGGCGGCACGUCCAUCGCCGGCUCCGUGCCCACAUUAUCGAACAGCUCGGUCGCGAGCCCGGACCAGCCCCUGUCUCCGAUCAGCCCGAUCGAGCCGAUCGAGUCGCUCAGCAACUCGACCUCGCCAACGAAGCACCGCCCCGCGCCAUUGCGCAAGAUGUCGUCUGGCCCCCAGCUCCCCGGCGGCUGGGCAUUCACGGACGAGGACGCCGAGGGCGCGACGGCGGUGAAGGAGGCGCCGGCCCCUCCGGCAACGGCACCGAACAGCCCCCCGUCUCAUCAAGCGGCGGCGCCCGGCGCGCUCCUCACCCCAACGACGAGCAACACGGCGGCAGGCACAGCGACGGCAAAGGAGAAGCGCCGCAUCUCGUUCAUCUCGUACAACGACCUCCUCCUCGGCGUGCCCACGAGCGUCGCCUCGCUCGGCGAGAUUGCUAGCGGCAACCUCUCCCCCGACCAUCUGCCCGGAUUGCCGGGCACGCUGUCCCCGCCCCCUAUUGUGGCCGGGAACCCCACGCGCUCCCCCGUCAUUGGCGCGAGCGGCGCCGGCGCCAGCGCCAGCGUCGCGACGAGCCCCAGCAUGCCGAAUCGCGACAGUCUCAGCCCCCAGCCGCAGCUCGAGGGAGAGUGGAGCCGCGAGGGCCUGGGACGUGGACUCGAGCAGCGGCUCGAGGACCUCGUGCUGCUCGACUCGAAUAAGGCGUGA
Trichosporon asahii var. asahii CBS 2479 is the source of this 1524-nucleotide messenger RNA. RefSeq lists its product as uncharacterized. The record is from RefSeq and is a predicted model, not a curated record. The transcript has a single exon. NCBI's taxonomy places the organism in Eukaryota, Fungi, Basidiomycota, Tremellomycetes, Trichosporonales, Trichosporonaceae. The coding region runs from base 1 to 1524 and encodes 507 amino acids.